Cadophora gregata is the source of this 1674-nucleotide messenger RNA. RefSeq lists its product as uncharacterized. The record is from RefSeq and is a predicted model, not a curated record. Bases 1 to 1674 code for a protein of 557 amino acids. The transcript has a single exon. Lineage: Eukaryota; Fungi; Ascomycota; Leotiomycetes; Helotiales; Ploettnerulaceae.
AUGGUAGAGCCAAAUGUCCCCCCAGUCCAAGAGUUCACCAGAGACACUCUCCAAUUCAAGAAGUCUGGUAACCUUGUCACUCUACCUAGUACAUCUCAGCUCAGCAUGAACACUCUAGCUGUAGAUUUCGGUGGAAAGAAGAAAGACAAAGUCGCCACCUUGAAGAAUAAAAAUACUUCGAACUCCUUGAACCACAGUUCAGCCAACAACAUCAAAGUUCCAACCACCACACCUGGUCACGGCCACACCCCACCAGCAAACAGUCAACCAAAAGCAGUCCAAGGAAUGGACACGUCCAACAAAAGACACAAUCCUGGUGUCUUCCAUCAAGCAAAUAAUAGCAGUACCCGCAAUGCCAAAGGCAAGCCAAAGUCGAAGUCCAAGACCCCAAUUAUGGCUCCUCCAGCACCCGUCAUCGUCCCUGAGACUUUCAUCACCUCUUUUCCAGACUCGAAGGCGUCCACACUUUUCCCAAAAAUCACCGGUGAUCUCAAUCUCAUUGAGAGCCGAUACCGGGUUGAUAACCGCAAGCCCAAUCGUGAUAGAGCCGUCAAUGUUCUGCGAGACGAGGUCACCCGAUUAAUCCGGUUCACUGGCACUGUCAAACUACAUGGACAGCAUGCCGAUGUUGUGAUCAACCCAAACAACACAAUUCGUUUGCAAUCCAGAAAUAAACCUGCCCUCGAUGAAAAACAUGACAUCAUGGGUUUUGCAAAGACUAUGUUUGGCCUUGAGAAGAACCUGCUACGGUUAAAGCAAAGAAUCGAAGGCAGGUGGAUGGAAUUGAACAGAAACAAAAAGCUGAGUGAGACCCAUCCGUUGAUCAUUGCUGGGGAAUGGGUCGGACCAGGAAUCCAGAAGAAUGUCGCGCUCGAUGGCCUUCCAAGAAAGUACUUCGUUAUCACAUCCAUCUCACUCAACAACUUCUGGCUUGAUGAUCAACUAUACGCUGACAUUGAAGACGAGGAUGCUGGGAUCGUCCAUAUUGCUCGCGGCGGUUUCUUCUUGGAGGAGUUGGAUGUCACCGAUCUCGCAACUUGUCAACAACGCAUGAUGGCGGUCGCUCUGGAAGUGGAGAAGACAUGUCCAUUCAGCAAGACAUUCGGGAUCAUCGGUAGAGGAGAAGGAGUUGUCUGGAAAGCUGCGCAACCACUUGGCAUGGAUCCUCGUAUGUGGGUCAAGACCAAGGGUCCGGAUUUUGUUGUCACCAGAACGGCCGAUCUGCCAAAACCCAUAGCCAAAGCUGACAUCACAGUGCUGGGCGACGAUAUGAUUGAAAGAACAAGACAGUUUGCUUAUGCUACUACCACAGAGCCGAGACUACAACAGGUUUGGCAAGUGAUGAAGCUAGAGUAUGCCAUGCCUAUGGACAAGUCAAGCAAGAAGAGAUUCAUGCAGUACGUCUCUGAUGAUAUCUUGCGUGAAGAGAAGCAAAGAAUCAAGGCUUGCAAGGUUGAUGAGCAAUACUUGACGAAGUGCAUUCGAUGGAUGGCUGAGAUUUGGUAUGACCAGCGACUGGAUGAUCUCCUGAGGUGGCAGGCUGCAUCGAUGCAAUUGGAGGCAAGUCCAACUCAGCGCAAUGGUCUUGGCUCGAAUGAGGGAAGUGAACAAUUGCCACCGGAAUCCAAAGGGCUUGAAGUUAUCAGUGGCGAGGAUGGAAUGAACUGGUGGUAA